CAACCUCCAUGAGAUCCUUUUGUGCAGGAAUAAAUCGAGUACUUGCACGAUCGUUAUGUAACCCAGCAGUCAGCAGCAAUCGCACAAUAACAGUAUGUGUAACAAUCUGUGUUAAGAUUUGAUCCUAAAUUCGUCCUCAUUAUUCGCCAUAUGGUGCUGUUCGUUGUGUAACCUUUUAACUCCUUCGACUUCGUGACCACGAAUAUUCUGCCAGUUUGUGUGUGCACAUGGUUUAGAAAUGUUGAAAUAACAUUUUAAAAAUGUUUUAAAACACAUUAUGGUAUCCUUGUUUAAUUAUUUAUGUUAAUUUUUGUGAAGCGAAACAGAAAGUGUAAUAUUUUAAUAUGUUAACAAUAGUCCAUCCUAUUGCCUCGUUGUACAUUAUCAUUAUGUAUACAAUGAUGUACAGUGCUAUGCGAGUAUCAGUAAUACUUCAUUGCUUUUAUUUCAUCAACAUGUGCAGAAUUAGGUCAACUCCUUCAUUUUUAUGUAAUAUCACACAUAUUGACCCAGUAUCUGAGUAUAUUGUCAGAACUAAGCUUACGUUUAUUACUGUGAGGACCAGGUUGGGAUGAUAUUGAUGAGAUAUUUGCCAUUAUACCUAUGAGAUUGAGGCUGACAUCAGUUGAUUCCCUUGUCCAAAGAUAUGAAAGGGGAGAGAAUUCCAUCUGUGGACUUGUAUGAAGAUUCUCCCGCAGAACCACUGAAUGCACAGGAAUUAUUCAAAGGAAAGAAAGGAGUUUUGUUUGCAGUGGUAGGAGCCUUCACGCCCGGCUGUUCAGAGAAACACAUUCCAGAAUAUUUGAAUAAUUAUGAUAAAUUCAAGGAGGAGGGCUAUGAUAUGAUUUGCUGCUUGGCUGUCAAUGAUCCUUUUGUAAUGUCAGCUUGGGGAGACAAAUUGAAGACCAGAGGAAAGAUUAGAAUGCUGGCAGAUCCUCAGGGAAAAUUUACCAAAGCAAUGAAGAUGGAUUUGGACUGUACGAAGCUACUGGGAAAUAUCAGGUCAAAAAGAUAUGCUCUUGUGAUAGAAGACAGUGUCAUUAAAAGUAUCAACACGGAACCGGAUCACACUGGAUUAGCCUGUUUGCUGUGCAUCAGAAACUUUAGGUCUUCCCCGUCUGUGAAUGCCACUUGAUACAUUAUAUUAGAAUGACUUUUGAGUGAAUGUUUAAGUUGGAAAUUGAGAGAAGUGAGUUUACGUACUGUCAUGCAUUGGGAAGUGAGAGAAAUUCAGAGUCUGGAGAAAACAAUGGUCCAUGUGCAACCAUCACUUAACACUCAGUGAUAUUAAAUUCUCGGAUUCUCUUACUGGUUUUCUAUUAUAUUUAUACACAUAUUAUUUCCUGUUGCAAGGUCAUUUUUGUGGGUGGAAGAUAUUUGAAAAUAGUUUGUUUACUUGUAAAUCCAUUUUGUUUUGCAUUUCCUUUGUUGUGUAGAACUACAAUAAAUUUGUGUCGGAAAUUUUGGACACACUGUUACACAGAU
Ostrea edulis (European flat oyster) is the source of this 1485-nucleotide messenger RNA. RefSeq names its product peroxiredoxin-5, mitochondrial-like. The transcript is spliced from 6 exons. The record is from RefSeq and is a predicted model, not a curated record. Gene Ontology annotation, molecular function: thioredoxin peroxidase activity. Gene Ontology annotation, cellular component: cytoplasm; peroxisome; mitochondrion. Lineage: Eukaryota; Metazoa; Mollusca; Bivalvia; Ostreida; Ostreidae. Bases 647 to 1135 code for a protein of 162 amino acids. Gene Ontology annotation, biological process: hydrogen peroxide catabolic process; cellular response to oxidative stress; cell redox homeostasis.